AAUGGCGUGAAUCACACUUACAUAUUUUCUUAAAAAUAACAAAGGAACUAGUCGAGUCGUCCUUGCCAGCAAGAGCUGCCAAAAAAAUCAGCUUUUUACGUAACUGUGAAAAUAUUUUGGUCCUCUUUUCCUUGCAGAAUUUUUUAAUUCAGCCACUUAGUUUGCGGAAUAUUUUCUCAAAAGAUGUGCUUUUGGAAAAUAUGAGAAUGUGAUGUUUGUAUUGGUUUUUGCCUUGGAAGUAUUCCAUGAAUUACAUUUUUGUUUGAUCUCUUUCAUAAGAUAGUCAUGAAUACUGACCUCAACAGAGACAAAUGAAGCAUACAUCCCUUUAGAUGUUGUUCUUUUGUGAUUCUACUUAAGUCAUUGAUGCGCUCUGUGGUGUAGCCACUCCUAGGACAGUUUACCACUGAUUUGUGUGUUGUCCAUUUGUAGAUAGUGGCUUUCAAUCGUUUGUCUUGCAGUCCCAAAGUCUUACAAAUGGCUUUGUAACCAUUUCCAAACAAAUAGAGGUCAAUGGGUUUGUUUGUUCUAGAAUAUCUUUAGAUUUGAAAUUGACAUGUUGCUUUGACCUACUUCAUUCAGCCUGACAUUACGUGAUUUCUUAAUGCUAGACAUUAGUCAGAAAUCAAGCCUGAAUUUGACUAAGGAGACUUAACCAAAACAUGAAGUUAAUCCCAAUUAUUAUUAAUUACUAAGAGGGACAGGGGUGGAGCCUGUUUCUUUAAUAAAUAAAAUCAUGAUAGUACUUUUGGUUUUUACUCAGUUAUCUUUAAUAUUACAAUUUCUUUGAAAAGAGGGCUGAUACAUUUUCAUAACAGUUCAUAUUAACAGUAAUAGAAAUAUUAAUAAUGCAAUGUAGCUCUAAACAGAUGGAGCCUUGCGUUAGAUCUAACCACUGUGAUCUUGCAGCUCAGAGCAUUACCCAAUAUAUCUGCAGAAACACACUUCUGCUGUUGGGAGCUCAGUGUGCAGUGUGUUAAUAGAACCAGCACAUGUGAGACAGAUGAACUGGUAUCUACUGCCUGCACUGAGCUAAUGAAAAAGCUGCAUUUGCUUUUCAUUUUCUGUGCAGUCUUCCCAAGUCACAUGGGUUCUUUUUUAGUGCUGAUUGCAACAAGUCUUUGUCACCAUAGCCACUCACUUCCUUGUAUCUUUAGCCAAACUUGAAUGUCAUUCAUUCACCAAGACCUUUACUCAGUCGGCACUUAAGAAGAGAGGAGCAGCACUGGAGCUUAGAUUGAGAAGACUUACUUGAAGUAGCAACAACUGGAUUAAAUCGAGUGGGAAAACAAAGGGCCACACCACUUUGUCUCACUUAGAUAGCAGAACACCACUGGAAAUAUCAUCUCAAAGAAAAUAAACAUCUCCAGAGUGACCAGCUAACCAACGUGUUUUACUGCGACCAGCCGGGGGUUCAGAUAAAUGGCUGAUAAACAGAUCAGUUUGCCUGCCAAAUUGAUCAAUGGAGGGAUUGCCGGGAUUGUCGGAGUGACCUGUGUGUUUCCCAUUGACCUGGCCAAGACUCGCCUGCAAAACCAGCAAAAUGGAUCUCGCCUUUAUACCAGCAUGUCAGACUGCCUUAUUAAGACCAUUCGAUCAGAGGGGUAUUUUGGGAUGUACAGAGGAGCUGCGGUGAACCUAACGCUAGUUACACCAGAGAAGGCUAUCAAAUUGGCUGCUAAUGACUUCUUCAGGCAUCACCUCUCCAAGGAUGGAAAGCUCACUCUGGUCAAAGAGAUGCUGGCUGGGUGCGGAGCGGGUACAUGCCAGGUUAUUGUAACAACUCCUAUGGAGAUGUUGAAAAUCCAGCUGCAGGACGCAGGGAGGCUUGCUGCUCAGAGGAAGCUCAUGCCAGAGACAGUGGCAGCAGGAACUGUGGAGACAAAAUCCCCGACAGCCAUGCAGAUCACCAGACAAUUACUGAGGGAAAAGGGUAUUGCUGGACUCUAUAAGGGCCUUGGUGCCACACUGCUCAGGGACGUUCCUUUCUCCGUCAUCUACUUCCCCCUUUUUGCUAAUCUGAAUAACCUGGGGAAGAAAGACGCAGAGGGCCCCGCUCCUUUUUACGUGUCGUUCAUAUCAGGCUGCGUUGCAGGAAGCACAGCGGCUGUUGCAGUCAACCCUGUUGAUGUGAUAAAGACUAGACUUCAGUCCCUGACUCGAGGAAGCACAGAAGACACGUACUCUGGAGUGAUCGACUGUAUCAGGAAAAUCAUGCGCAACGAGGGUCCUUCAGCCUUCCUGAAGGGAGCCUACUGUCGCGCCCUGGUCAUCGCACCUCUGUUCGGCAUCGCCCAGGUCGUCUACUUCCUGGGCGUGGGCGAAUAUAUCCUCAGCUUCUUGCCUAAGAAAAACAACUAAGACGCGCCUCUGUUCUGCCUUCCCUCCCAUGAUGCAUUACAUCAGCUCCAUGAGGAUUCGUCUGAUUCUUAGAGGUUUUUUUUUUUUUUUUUUGGAUCUCAUUUAUUUUUGUUUUUAAAUUGUUGUGCUGAAUGUUCAAAAAGUUCAGAAGGGAGCCUUUGUUUUGCCAAGAUGCCUGUGGCAGCGCACAAGUUUCCAGUUGGCAAGCUCCGCCACAGCAGCUUUCUGGAAAUCAUGCUACAAACAGAGGUCUGUAAUUAAAUGAUUUUAUUGUACUUUUAAAUAUGAUUGUCAAACUUAGCAAAUUAGAUGUACUGCCCUUGGCUGCAGCAGCUCUGCAAGCCGUUCAGUAAUGCUCUUUGGAGGCUUCAUUACCCUUUUAAUAUCAGAACAACCUGUUGCAUUUGAUGUGAAAUUUCCAUUUUCCUCUGCCCUAAAUUAAGCAAUAAAGUCAAAAUCUUCUGUUAGAAAUAUAUAGAAAAUCUGGAGUAGGCAUGGGCCAGAAUGAAAUUCUCAUGGUAUGACAACUAUGUGCACAAAAACCAUGAUAUUACUGGUUUAGACAUAAAUUCUGAAACAACAAUUCAUAAAAUUCUUUUAAUUUGAAGCAGAAAAUCAAACAAGCAUUGCUACUCCUGCUAAAAUUAUACUACAAUGAGUUAUGAUAUUGUUAAAUAUCAAAUAUAUUAUGAUUAAGAAUAUUAAUAUUUUAUUGAUAAAUGGACACAAGCAAAUAUGCAAGGAUUUAGCUUAUUAUUAUGCAGAACAUAAAUUAUACACAUACUUUUGUGGUUUUGUUGUUUAGAGAGAGAAACUAUAGGGGUCUACUAAUGUUAUUAGCUGGUUAAUUAGAUAGCUAGCCUGCAGCCAGCUGCUGAACAGACAUACCAAAGUGUGACAACAAGUGAUAGGUGGAAAUCAGUUGGCUUUCAUGAACAGCUAAUUUUGUUCUUUCUUGAACACAAGGGCAAAAGUUAGCAGCCUUUUUAAGCCAGCUGACCAACAGCGUGCAGAAAUAGUUUGGGGAGGGGCUUGGAAAAAUGUGUUGUUGUUUCCAUGGCUCCUUGUUAGAAAAACCUUUAGUUGAAAUAACUGUAUAAUGUAAACCUUUCAGUGUAACUUUUUAAAACCAUUGUAAUACAUUGAUUUCAGUAACCAGCCCAUGCCUAUUCUGGAGCUUUAGAGCAUUACUUAGAAAAAAGUCAAACAGUCUUUAUGUAAUGAGAGAAUACUAAACAGUGGGAGUCUGGUUCAUGCCAAGUCCCAGGACAGUGUGUUGAUGUGAUACCAGCUCACUCCCUGUAAUCUUUCCUGGGAAUCUACUUCCCUUUCCCUGUACAGUAAGUGGUUGUAAUGAACUCAGCGGUUCAGCUCAGAGCAGGCUUUGAUUGCCUUGGCUUUUUAAGGAGAUCAGGUUCCAUCUGAUAUUUAGCUUAGCCACAGUGGUUCUAAUGUUUGGCCUCCGAGAACAAUGUCUGUUUUUUGUUCUCACACCAUGCAACUUCUGAUUAUUGUGAACGGCCACAAACUAUGUGUUGCUGAAGUUUAAAUUCGAAACAAAAUCACAGUUGAGUGAUCAUCGAGGAGAUUGCCUUUGAGCUUUAAGACCCUUGCGUGCUGAAAUGUUCUGCAAUCUGUGAUUUACUGUGGAUUUCUAGAUGGUCAGACAUCAUGUUGUGAAACCUGUAGACGCAGACUUGUUUUUUUUUUUGUUUACACAAGAGUUUGCUCUUCAUUUUCCAGCUUUGUCCAAACUUGCGUUCAGUGGCAGGACCCAAAGAGCUAAUGAAAAAUGUUUUCAUUCAUUUGAAAAGUCAGACCAGUGCGCUCUCAGUGUUGUGCGAUUUGUACCAAACAUUUCUGCUUGUUUGCUUUAUUGGUUUUGUUUGCUUUAAGCCGCCGGGCGUAAAAAAGAAAAAAGAACAGCCCUGUCGUAUCUUGUUUAUGCAUCACAACACUGAGGCGCCCUGCCAUUGGUGUAUCUAGUCGGAGAUCAAGGUGACUUUGAUGUGUAUUAUCCAAUCACAUUCCUUCCUUGCUCCCACUGGUCAAGCAGCUCUUCACUUGUUCUGUUGCACUUCUGAUGCAACUUUUUCAGUGUGAUAUCAUUUGUGGGAGUGAGCUUUAUUUAUAGAUAUUCCCUCCUAGAAGCAGUAUAGCGUUAUAUAUUUGUAUGUUUUUUUUUUUUUAGUGUUGUAUUGUCUACUUUGUUAUCUAUAUUGUACAUAUUCAGAUGAAAUGAACUCUGUUUUAGAAUUUAUUGUUUUUGUACAUUUUGGUUUAUUUGCACACCUACCUCUCCACCUUUCCCAUUCAAUUCAUAUUGUGGUGAUUUUAUGUUAGAAUGAUAAGUCAAAUGAAGGAACAUCAAAGAGUUUUUUUAUUACUGUACGCCAAGGGGAACACUAGCUGAUCUUCAGAUGGAUUUUUUUUUUUUUGGAGGUGGCCAUUUUCCCCGGACUAUGAGUUAAAUCUGUGGGUUCAGCCGCUUGUUUGAACAUAGGACCAAAUGAAGAAUCUUACUGCUGAAGUUUAGUUUCCAGUGAAUGACAUAACAAUAAAUAAAUGCACACUGAGGAAGACGAGCUCUAAGGAAGCUGCUUUGUUAAUGUCUGAAUGGUGCUUCUUCUACGAGGCUGCUGCAAUACGACAGAGGCUGCACUAAAAACCGAGGCGGCUAAACUCAGCCUCUCUCCACGUCUUACUGUAACUGAAAGCCAUAAAUCAGGGAGGAGACCGCUAGAUACCAAGUGGCACCUUUCAACAGUGGAAGCAGACAAUAAGUUUGAGGGAGGUGAAAAAAGCAAAAAGAACCACCAACUCAUUUAAAUUUGGCUUUAUUAUUAUUAUUAAUAUUAUUUUCUUUGACAUUCCGACUUGAUUUUACAUGCAUUUCUGUUCAGAAGUUUACAUACAGUUAUGGGCAUGGAUUUAAUUUAACUUUUCCUUUUCCAGGUUGGAGAGAUGAUACUUUGUACUACUAUGUUUUUUAAGAACAAGAAUUGGAUGCUUAGUAUAUAUUUUUAACAUGAGUCUAAAUCCACACAGGGUCAAAAUUACACAUUGCAUUGGUUAAAUGCUCCAGGAGCACAAGCAGCAAAGCAGACCCUUACAAAAAAAUCCCAUGAAAGUCACAUGUGACUUUCAAAUGUGAUCACAUGUGCCACAUGAAAGCCACACAUGUGGUUCACACAACUUGUCACAUGUGAAUGAUGUGAAUCACAUGUGAAAGCCCAUGUACAUGUGUGACUUUGGAACAUUUUGUGGUAAAAUCACAUGAUUCCCAUGUGAUACACAUGUUUUCACAUAUGUAUCACAUGUGCAUUACGUUUCAUAUGUCUAUCACAUGUGAGACACAUUGAUACACAAGAUGUGAAACCCAUGUGGAUCACAUGGUAUACACAUUUGCAACACAUGCAACAGGUGUGAAAUAGUUGAAAAUAUAUACAAUUAUAAAAUAAUGGAGCCACAUUUUUUACCAUGAAAAUUUCCAAAUUCUUCAUAUUAUUCACUUUUCACGAUGAAUGUGAGGUCACAUGUCAAUCUCAUAUAAUUUUAUAAGACAUAACUGCAUACUAAAGUAAACUUGUAGCUAUUAAUCAAGACUUCCAAGACAAGUAUAUACGUAUGUACACAAACAACAAUUUAUUUACUUCUGUUUGAAACAGUAACAGAAACAACUUUUAACAUCUGAGCAUGACACCAUACAGAUUUGCCCCAAAUCAGGCCCAGACAAUAAACGUGUGGAAACCAGAUGUGUAGAAACGCGUUUAAUACCAUCAGUGCCAGUCCAGAGAGGGAAAACAAAACCUCAGAUAAAACCUCAGCGACUGGUCCUUCACAGUUGUUUCAGGAGAGACUGUAGCAUUCGACUGUGAACCAACAUUGAGUAUCCUUAAUGUCUUCAAGGAGGGUGAGAGAAUACACACACACACAUGUUGGCAUUGGUGGCCUGUACAGGGGUCUUAUAUGUUCCAGUAACCACAGGUGAAGGUGCUGUGGGUGGUGAUGCUCAGGUGGGGAGUUUUCCUUCUCCAGUGCUGAAGGUGAUGAGGUCUCUGGCUGUUCUGAUGUGUUGCCCCAUUCAUUCCUCAUCUGAGCUUCACUGGUCCACUGGCCUCGAAACAAAGCUCAUAUGACCUUGACUACAUUUUAUAUACACACACAGCAGAGUCCUACUUUUACAUUAGCAUGUAAUUUACCAGAAUGACAUGGGGUGCUCUGAUCUGCUAAAUAAAGCAGCAUAACGUGACGUUGUUUGGUGACUCCACAUGUGGAACAUGGGAACCACAUGUGACCCCAUGUGAAUUUAAUGGGAUUUUUUUGUAAGGGGACCCUCAGCAUGAUGCUGCCUUGGUACUGUCAGGGAUAUCACAUUGACUCCACUGAGCAUUAUUUUUAGUGUUGUGAUAAAACUAACAAUAAGCUUCUGGAAAGGCCCUGAUAUCAAUUCUACUAAAGAUAUGAGAGUGAUUCUUUAAUGUGGGAACUUAACAAGCCAAUAAGAACAUUGAUCAGAUAUCUAGAAUUAUGCCUGAAGCUUGUUGAAGGUCUUAGAAAACAUCUAAGUGAUUCAAGACAUUUUGCCAAAUAUAAAUAAUAAAACAGAGAGAAAAUCCACACUGUUUUCAAAACUGUAAAACCUAGUUUUGUGAUCUAUUAUUGUUCCAACCUGGAAAAGAGAAGAGCUGAAAUGCAUCAUUAAAAGCCCAACAUCAAACAUUUCUGCUCUAAGUAAGUGAAUGUAAAGUUCUGUCCAGAACCUGUAUGCUGUGAUUAUGGUGAAAUGGUCUGUUGUAAUGUUGAUAUUACUGCUUGAUUUCUUUUUAAACCUCAUCCCUUCUCCUUCUCCCUCUUUAGAUUGUUUUCAUCAGUUUUUAGCUGAAUCUCAAAAUUCUUCUUGCUUUCUUUUGUUUUGUUUUUUAUUCAGCUGUGAAUUGUUUCACCGACCUUGUGCAUUCGGUUGUGUAUGUGCGCGUGUGUGUCUGAUAGUGUAGUGCUGUAGUUGAAGUGUAGUUGUUAGUGUGCUACGGUUUCUCUUUUUUUCUCUCUCUGUUUACUCCCUCUGUGUGUGUGUUUUUUUUGUCACAAUCCUCUGCCAGUAUGCAGGUUGUGUGCAGAGAAACUUCUAAAAACACCAAAUGUACUAUUCGGAGUGUGUACAAUCAGAGAAAGCACAAGGGAAUUUUUAGGUAUAUGUUUCUCUCUAAAUACUCCACAAGCUGAUUUGGAGAACAUGUAUCAAACUGAUUUAUUUCUUUGAAUCUGUUGCUAUAAAUUUCUAUAUAAAAGAAACAUAUUUAUCUGCAGUGCUAGUCAGAACUUUGCAUGCACUCAUCAAAUCGUUACAUGUAAUUAUUUGAGUUGAUGUUUUGCCUGGAUACCGAAAGGAUUCUUGCAAGAUUAGAACAUUACAUCGGACCAGUAAAAAACAUUUCUGAAACAGAAAUGUGGGCUUAAUGAAAAGUGUGUUUAAUAUGCUUUUAUAGGUUCUUAUAACUAGAUAUCAGAACGGUACGUUCCAAUUCAUUGAAUAUUUUCUUUUUAUAAAUAAUGGUAAAUUAUGAUUGUUUUGGGAUCUUUGUCUUGUUGAAACACCAAAAUGUGUUUAAAUUUUAACCACCUGACCUGCAGUACGGUUGUCACCCUUAAAUGCUGGAAAAUUGGUUAAAAAUGAUCAGGAAUGAAGGUGAACUACUUGCAAACUACGCACCUUUAUCUCUAAUCAGAUGUGUGGUUGAAAUCUAAGUGUUGUUGACUGUUUUAACAGACACAUUACAACAGAUUUUUUUAAGAGAUACAGCAGGUUAAUGUUAAAUUUUUAGAAAUCCUUGACUAUAAAUUUUGUUCGCAAUGCUAAUGUUGAAAUUAAAUAAACAUUUAUUGAUGUUGAUUUGACCAUCUACCAAGAAUUGUGGUCAAAAAUCUAGCCAGAAUCAUGUCAGACGCUAUAACAGCCAUGCUGUCAAGGUGCAACUAGUAAAGAAGAAAAUGGGACUCGGAUGUACAUUUUUUGACCCUGUGUGGGCUAGGAAAAAAAAAAUCCAUGAUAAAUUCAAACUUGCAACCCUAUGUCUGUUUUAAAAAUAAUUUAAAGCUGUAUAAUUAUUCCUCCAUGUGUAAAGAUUAGCUUCAAUUAAUCAGAAAGCGUACCCAAAUUAUUCAGAGUGUAUGCAAACAUCUGACCAGCACUGUAUAUUUAUCUAUGUCUGUAAACCUAGAGGGCUGAGACCCACAUGAUAGUGUCCACUAUGUUAGAUAUAAGCAGUAAGCCACAAGAUGUAUAUCGCCUACAUAUUCUAUAUGAAUCAGAUAUAAGAAUGUAACUUAGAUAUUAUGAGAUGUAUUAUAAUUAUUGUGAAGAGUUUAUAACAUUUUAAUCUGAAGAUUUGUGCUUUACACUUUCACUGAAAAAUUCAUGAGCCAGCUUACUGUUAUGCAAUAAGUAGCCACACACACUAGCGUGUUAAGAGAGGAGGCACUGAAUACAACCAAGUAAUCACAGCAUCACACACACACACAUACAGAGUAUUAUUAUUGCAACCAGGAAGCUCAGAGGCCGUUCGGACUCUGGACUCACCUCGCAGCCCUUGUUCUCUUCCUCCAAGAGGAACCGUGCAAUAAAGCACUUUAAAAAACGAGGACCCCCGCCUUCGAUCUGCUAAGCCUCUCUAUCACAGAGGCCGUUUGUGAGGUAGUGUGGUGAAAGGCACAGUUGUCUGUUAACAUUUGUCUGCAACGCAAUGGAAAAGAAAAAAAAUAUUGUGUUCUGUGUCACAAUUUACUGUUCAAUAAACUGACUGUCCUUAAA
Messenger RNA from Xiphophorus hellerii (green swordtail), 9172 nucleotides. RefSeq names its product solute carrier family 25 member 22a (gene slc25a22a). The record is from RefSeq and is a predicted model, not a curated record. The transcript has 11 exons. Gene Ontology annotation, biological process: malate-aspartate shuttle; aspartate transmembrane transport; L-glutamate transmembrane transport. The coding region runs from base 1423 to 2361 and encodes 312 amino acids. NCBI's taxonomy places the organism in Eukaryota, Metazoa, Chordata, Actinopteri, Cyprinodontiformes, Poeciliidae. Gene Ontology annotation, molecular function: L-aspartate transmembrane transporter activity; L-glutamate transmembrane transporter activity.